Messenger RNA from Sparassis crispa, 1317 nucleotides. RefSeq names its product Uracil catabolism protein. NCBI's taxonomy places the organism in Eukaryota, Fungi, Basidiomycota, Agaricomycetes, Polyporales, Sparassidaceae. Bases 1 to 1317 code for a protein of 438 amino acids. The transcript has 7 exons. The record is from RefSeq and is a predicted model, not a curated record.
AUGGACUUCGGGCAGCCCUUCAACGCAGAACAAACCGUCGCGUACCUCAGGACCCUACCAGCAAUACGCGAACGCUGCGGCCGCGUACAUGCCUUAGCAAGGCAGGGAAAACUCGAGUUUUUUGAGUACCACCCGGAGAAGGAGCAGGACGUCGCAGCGUUCUGUAUCAGUAUCAUCAAUCGAGACUUUGGCUCCAAUUAUGCCUCGAUCCCCCCGCACGGUCGCUGGAGGCACCUCGAUGCAGGGCGUCCGCGCGUGGAGCUUCUCAUAGCCAAGUGGCAGCACUCGCCAAACCCCCCCGACGCGAAAGAGACCUGCAGGCGCCUCAUCGAUCUCUUUCUCGUCUCCGUGCUGCUCGACGCGGGCGCUGGCAACACCUGGACGUACCGCGAGGAUGACUCAGGUCAGACAUUCAUGCGUUCCGAGGGGCUCGGCGUCGCGAGCAUCAACAUGUUCGAGAGGGGGCUUUUCUCCGUAAGGGCCGAGAACCCGUACCAAGUCGAUGCCGACGGACUAUCGCGGGUGACGGCCGCUCAGAUGACGGAAGCCAUGCAGGUGAACGACGCGAACCCGAUGGUGGGUAUCGACGGCCGGACCGCGCUACUUGCGAACCUGAGCACGGCCCUCAAGGAGAACCAAACGUACUUCGGCUCUGAGGCGCGGCCGGGAAACCUAAUUGACUUCCUCGAGUCUGAGUCGAAAGUGGACGGGUCGACGCGGAGGGUGCACAUCUUCUCGCUGUGGGGCGCGCUCAUCGAAGGCCUUGCACCUAUCUGGCCUACAACGCGCACGACGUUCGGUGGUAUCUCGCUCGGCGACUGCUGGCCAUGCCACGCACUCACGGCGGACGCGAAGGCGGAGGGUGACAACCUCGUUCCCUUCCACAAGCUCACCGGCUGGAUCACGUAUAGCCUCAUCGAGCCCAUGGAGAAGGUGUUGCAUUGGCAGUUCGAGGGCAUUGAGAACAUGACCGGCCUCCCUGAGUACCGCAACGGCGGGUUACUCGUAGACCUGGGUGUCCUCACUCUCCGCCCAGGAGCGAUCCCACAGUCCUUCUACCCGGACUCAACAUCGGCCAUCCCGAAGCUCCCACCCUCACAUGCGGCCAUCGUAGAAUGGCGUGCAAUGACCGUCAUAGAGCUCGACCGCAUCGCCGACGCCAUCCGUGCGAAGCUCGGACUGAAGCCCGCCCAGCUCACUCUCGCACAGGUGCUCGAGAGCGCGACGUGGAAAGGUGGGCGGGAGAUUGCGAGGCAGAAACGUCCAGCGACAGGGGGUCCACCCAUUGACAUUGAGAGCGAUGGGACUGUCUUCUGA